AUGGCCCAAGAAUCCAGCAGGAACACAAAAACAAUCAAGUAUGCUGUUGUUACUGGUUCAAACAAAGGGAUUGGAUUUGAAAUAUGCAGGCAAUUGGCUUCCAAUGGAAUUACAGUGGUAUUGACUGCCAGAGAUGAGAAGAGGGGUCUUGAAGCUGUUGAGAAACUCAAAGUGUGUGGUUUUUCAGAUAAUAUAGUUUUUCAUCAGCUUAAUAUUACAGAUCCAGCAGGUAUCAAUUCACUAGCUGAAUUCAUCAAAUCCCAGUUUGGAAGUCUCGAUAUUUUGGUGAAUAAUGCAGGGAUUUUUGGAGCCAUUAUCGAUGGGGAUGCUCUAAGAGCUUCGAAAGCCGCAGCCACUGAGCCCAGAGAGGCACAAAUUAACUGGAAUGACGUAAUGACUCAGACAUAUGACAUAGCGGUAGAAUGUUUGGAAACAAACUACUAUGGUACAAAGAGAAUUACCGAGGCAAUGCUUCCCCUACUCCGGCUAUCUAAUUCACCAAAAAUUGUAAAUGUUUCCUCUUCAAUGGGAAAGUUAAAGAAUAUACCCAGUGAGUGGGCUAAAAGUGUACUGAAUGAUGGUGAAAACCUUACAGAAGAGAGUAUUGAUCAGGUGCUGAAUGAGUUUUUGAAAGACUUCAAGGAAGGUUCCCUUGAAGCCAAAGGCUGGCCUCUUUCUUCAUCCGGAUACGUACUAGCUAAAGCAGCCUUGAAUGCAUACACAAGGAUUCUGGGAAAGAAGUACCCACAUUUUCAGAUCAAUUGCGUGGACCCUGGCUAUAUCAAAACAGAUAUGACUCACAAUAUUGGCAUAUUGACAGUUGAAGAAGGUGCAGAAGGUCCGGUAAUGGUGGCGCUGCUGCCUGAAGAUGGGCCUUCUGGCUUGUUCUUUGAGAGGAAGGAAGUGACAUCUUUCUAG
Molecule: messenger RNA, 918 nt
Organism: Fraxinus pennsylvanica
Lineage: Eukaryota; Viridiplantae; Streptophyta; Magnoliopsida; Lamiales; Oleaceae
Source: the annotation of a GenBank genome assembly